Odobenus rosmarus divergens (Pacific walrus) is the source of this 1599-nucleotide messenger RNA. RefSeq names its product WNT1 inducible signaling pathway protein 2 (gene CCN5). The coding region runs from base 128 to 880 and encodes 250 amino acids. Lineage: Eukaryota; Metazoa; Chordata; Mammalia; Carnivora; Odobenidae. The record is from RefSeq and is a predicted model, not a curated record. The transcript has 4 exons. Gene Ontology annotation, molecular function: heparin binding; integrin binding. Gene Ontology annotation, biological process: cell adhesion; signal transduction. Gene Ontology annotation, cellular component: extracellular matrix; extracellular region.
GUGUGCACGCGUGUGUGUGUGUGUGUGUGCACGCACGCCCAAGAAUGACCUCACAGCCGCCGGAACAUAAAGACUUACAGGUCCUGCCUCCCAGGCUCAAAGCUGGCUCCGUGGGGGACACAGUGACAUGAGAGGCGUGCCACAGACCCACCUUCUGGCCUUCUCCCUCCUCUGCCUCCUCUCAAAGGUGUGUGCCCAGCUGUGCCCGACGCCGUGUGCCUGCCCCUGGCCACCACCCCGAUGCCCACUGGGGGUGCCCCUGGUGCUGGACGGCUGCAGCUGCUGUCAGGUGUGCGCACGGCGGCUGGGGGAGCCCUGCGACCAUCUCCACGUCUGCGACCCCAGCCAGGGCCUGGUCUGCCAGCCCAGGGCGGGCCCUGGUGGCCGUGGGGCCGUGUGCCUCUGGGGAGAGGAUGAUGGGAGCUGCGAGGUGAAUGGCCGCUUGUACCGGGAUGGGGAGACCUUCCAACCCCACUGCAGGAUUCUCUGCCACUGUCAGGACGGCGGCUUCACCUGUGUGCCCCUGUGCACUGAGGACGUCCGGCUGCCCAGCUGGGACUGCCCGCACCCCAGGAGGGUUGAGGUCCCUGGCAAGUGCUGCCCUGAGUGGCUGUGCGACCAGCGAGGGGAGCUGGGGGUCCAGCCCCUCCCAGCCCAAGGACCCCAGUUUUCUGGCCUUGUCGCUCCCCCACCCCCUGGUGCCCCCUGCCCAGAGUGGAGCACGGCCUGGGGCCCCUGCUCAACCACCUGUGGGCUGGGCGUGGCCACUCGGGUGUCCAACCAGAACCGCCUCUGCCGACUGGAGACCCAGCGCCGCCUGUGCCUGCCCAGGCCCUGUCCACCUGCCAGGGGCCGCGGCCCGUGGAACAGUGCCUUUUAGAGCAGCCCUGGGAAUCUGGAGGUUCCGUGCCCGCCCUCCCCAGCAGGCAAGCCAGUGCUUGGGCCCUGAGCAGAAGGCAGAUGGCCCCUCCCCGCACCCUUGGCUGGGGCAACGACAUCCAGGCCCCAGAGGACAAGAAUGUUCACAAGUCAUCUGGUCCACCUGGACCCUGAGAUAGAGCCAGGAUGUCUGCCCCAGUCCCCCUUCCUCUACCUCACAGCCUAGGCUGGCCAAGGUUUCCAGUGUCUUCUGGUCCAUUCCCAGCCCCUCCACACAGCCUUUAGCAAACAUGUGUAAUAGGCAAGCUUUCCAGCAGAUAGGGCAACCAGCUGUCCCUUAAUCAUUAGGCCGAGGCAGGUGCUGGGCUAGACUGGCUAUUUCUCUGGGGGUGUGGUGAAGAGGGGCAUGCAGAUAUUCUGAAUCUCCUGCUUCCUUUCCUGGACUGACAUAAAAACGUCCCCGAAUACAUGCCUGUGCAAGAGCUCGUAGGUCAGGCUUAUGCUGUCUGAGAAAGCCUGCCCCAUCCAGGGCAGAAUUCAGAGGCUGUGUGCUUUGUGAAAAUCACAAGGUGAAAUCACACUGUCUUGAAGAAAGUCAGAAAACAGGCCUGAGAGUGAUCCCUUAAGCCCAACUUGUAUUAAUAAGAACGAACCUUUCUCAGGCACCUGCAAUGUGCCAGGCGCUGAGCUAGACACUUUAUAUAUAGGUUGUUGCUUUGC